AUGAAUUCAUCUGUUGGAACAAAAUUCAAAAAUAAUAAGGAAUCUAUGUCAAACAUAACAAACAAUAAAUUAGUACAUCAUAACAAUGUCUAAUUAAAGAAAUCUCAUUACUAUUCUUAAAGUCAAUAAAUUUUGGAUUAACAAAUAGAUGAAAAUCUUUUUUUUAUUCCAAAAUAUACUUUAAGAAGGGUUAAAAAUUCAGAAUAAAAUAGUAAAACUAUAUUCUAUAAUUCUUAGUUAUGACAAAUUACACAGUAGAAAAAUCAUUAUAAUCCUAGUUAAUUAGUAAGUUUUUGAAUGAGAAUAGUAUUCAACUUCAUCAAAUCAAACCUUUAAAAUAAAUUGACAUCAAAGAAUUAAUAUAAUCAUCUUCAAAGUCUAAUAAAAAAAUAAAAAAAUAAGGAAAUAUUAACACAGAACCAAAUUAAAAUAAAUAAACACUACCCUUAAUGCCUUAGUUGAAAUCAUCUUAAAUCAUUGCUGAUUUAUAUAAAUUCACUUUUUAUAGUCCUAAGACUUAAGAGAACAAACUUAGAUUGCCUAAAGAAUUCUAAAUUCAACCUUGUAGUAAACAAAAAUAUUUUAUAUGA
Paramecium primaurelia is the source of this 590-nucleotide messenger RNA. The record is from the annotation of a GenBank genome assembly. NCBI's taxonomy places the organism in Eukaryota, Ciliophora, Oligohymenophorea, Peniculida, Parameciidae.